UAAUUCGGUCAGGCCACCUUGUGUGUACGGCCGAUCUCACGUGUUCAUUCAUUCUGCUAGCUGUGCAACGUAGUGAAACUCACUCACGCAUAUUACCAUGCCGUUUUUCUAAGAUCCACAUUCAGCUUUAGGUUCGGACAGUACUUUUAUACACAGAACCACAUGUAUUGCGUGUCUGCAUUAGACUAUAGUGCGAAAGGUGUGGUUUCGACGACUGCAUCCAAUGACACAUGGAGCCGUGCACUUCUUAAGAAAAUUUAGUCAUGUGCUCUUCGGCCGCCACUUGGUGGCAACCAAUGCCACAAUAUCAACAGUCAUGGGCAUUGUCGGUGACCUCGUCCAGCAGCACUACGAAGUUAUGUCCGGCCACCAGGUUGCCAUCAAUUCAGUGCGGACAUCGCACAUGGCAGCGGCUGGUCUGUCUACUGGCAUGGUGUGUCACUAUUGGUAUGUCUUACUCGACCGGUGGAUGCUGGGGCGGUCCGUGCGUACUGUUUUGCUGAAGGUGCUCUAUGACCAAGUCGUGUUUUCACCCAUCAAUCUUGUUGUUUACUUUGGGACGGUGGGUUUGCUAGAGCGUUCCAGCUGUGGCGAACUGAGCCAUGAGCUCUGGUUUAAAGGUGGUGCCAUCUAUAAGGUUGAAUGGAUAGUUUGGCCACCUGCACAGUUUCUCAACUUUUAUGUCCUUCCUCUUAGGUAUCGUGUCAUCUUUGACAACCUCAUUUCCUUUGGUUUUGAUGUGUACUUACCGUAUGUCAAGUAUAAGGACCACAGGCCUCACACCAACCACAGCUGAUUCGUUUUGCGUGUUGAACUACUGUCAUUGUUUACAAAGGCUAAAGCAGUCGCAACAGAAAGCAAUGUUGCUACAUCUUCAGUAAGCAUAAGACGUGUGAAGAAGCCUUGGAAAGUGGAGCUUAACAGAAUUGCACUGUAUCUAUGGGAUACUAAGCAGAGAUUCGCACUGUCACAAGAAAGUAACUGCCAGCCUAGUGGCCAGGUGCCUUUUACUAUUUUUGUGAUAUGUUCAACUGAACUGAACGAUUAAGCUUAAGAGGAAGCUUUAGCUCGGGUGCUCCUAUCUAAAUACAUGUAAAAGGAGAAUUCGUUUUUCUCGGCAACGACUGCAGCAAAUUUGACAAGGUUUGUCAUUUGAAAGAAAAACUUAAAAUCUAGUGACUGUUGGUUUCAGAUAUUUUAUUUAGGUUGUGAAUUUUUUAUUAAAAAUUGGCAAAAAUCGGAAAUUUUCAAAAAACGAAACUAUCAUGUUUACAACUCUGUAACUCAGCAAUGAAAAUUAAUAAUACAAUUCCGUGAAUUGCAUCUAAUAGUACAUCUCAAGCGGACAAAAUUGAUAUUUUACACAUGAAUCUCAAAAAAUGUAAUAAUAUGGAAAUCCUGCUUUUGCAGACACCUUGUAAACAACGUAACAAACUCAUGAAGAUAUAAAAUGACGUAUCGAAUUUGUCCGCUUUGAAUGAUCUAAUGGAUGCCGUUUACAAAACCGAGAUAUCUGUUUUUUAUUCAUAGCUAUGAAUCUGUAAACUUCGUGCUUCUAUAUUUCAAAUUUUCGAAUUUUUGAAAAUCUCUUUAACAAAAUUCAAGACCUAAAUAAAAAUUCCGCGACCAACAGUCACUACAAUUUAACUUGUUGUCUCAAAUGCAACAAAUAUCAUUAAAAUCGGUCCAGGGGUUAUCUCAGAAAAAUGUUUUUGCGUUUUUACAUAUAUUUUAAUAUGCUGCGUCGGAGUUGGGCCCGAGCUAAAGCUUCCUCUUAACAGAAUUCAUCUUUGGAGUCUACUGUAUGUUGAAGUUCUGUUGACGCACCAAGUGUAAUGCUGUCUACAAGAAUUCUUGCAUGAAAAACACGAUCGCCACGUCUAUUUCACCAUGCUUCAGUACAGGUGUGGUACUAUAUCGUAUUUAGCUUCCUCCUCCUCUUAGUCAGAUGCAUUUUUUGCCAGAUUUGCAGCAAAACCAAAACGGAUUUAAAGGCUCACUAAAGGCAAAUACUAAGUCGACACGGACUGUUUAAAUACCUUUGCAGAAACUUCAUAAUGCAUGUUUCGUGCCAAGAAAAGACUUAGUUUAUAGAAAAUAUACAUCUAAAGGGUACGAAUACCUUUUCCGAAAUUCAAAUCUCCCGCCACCCAACCGGGGGAGUGGUGACGUUGCAUACGCCAUCACUAAAUUAAGGGGCUUUAGCCAUCAUCACCCUGUGCUGCUGCUGGUGAGUAAAAUGGCGGCCGACAGACGGUGGUACCGAGCCAAGACAGAGUGGCGGAUAUGCCGCUGCAGCUGCUGUUUUGUCAAGUGGCAUAGACCAUUCGGGCAUCCACUCAACAUCACAUGCAAGUUGAAUUCCUUGCUACUUGCAGUUUGUGCAAGUGUCGCAAGACAGCAAAACCAGCGCAGCACGUAUAGCGCCAGAAUACGUAUAGUGCCAGUACUAGUGCCAGAACUUGACUGAGGAGUGCUUUCGUCAUCGGGCAAGUGCUUGAAUGCCCCGGGAGAGUCUCUAAUCAUGUCCUGCAUUUACCUCGCUUUCUCUGUUAGUAAAGCUCUGUUCGCAAUAAUAUUGACGCUUUAGAGAUUCUCGGACAGUAAUCUAUCACUUUAGCUUGACUUAGUAGUUGCCUUUAGUGUUCCUUUAAUAUAUAUAUAUAUAUAUAUAUAUAUAUAUAUAUAUAUAUAUAUAUGCUCAGUGAUUUAAAUGUGUCGCAAGGCUCUGCAAAAAGCUAUAAGGGGACCAUCAUAGUAGAUGUCAGGCAUGCCAGGUGCACAAGAUUGAGGACAUGGCUUCGAUUUGCCAUAGGCAUUAACAUCACAUUCUAUUUGUCUAGGCACUAAACUUUGCCUUCACAAACACUUUUGUCACCUAUUUAACAAAUUUAUUUGAAAGUAAGGGCUUCCAAUCUGACACAGGAGAUGAAGCUGUGCCUUGCCUCAGUCGCAAACAACGGCGACUUGCAGAUUGCUACCUUCUUGAAUGUCGCCAAAUCUUUUCUUUUUGGGCUGAGACAACAGUUUGUGGGCAAUUGUGAUCUUAACCGAAAAGAAAUAAGCAUUGCCAGUGGUCAGAGGCCAUUUAGGCAGUUGAGUUUCUCCAGCAGAUGAAGGCUGUGAUGAGUGAGAAUCAUGAAAAGCAAAUUAUGGCCAUUGUGGAGCAGCAUCAAGUGGCCAAUUCAGCAGUUAAGUUUUCUAUGCACAGUGUCAUUAGAUGCUAUUCCUAAGUAAUGGAUUUGCUUGCUUCUACAGUGCCUGCACUACGAUGAGUAGCUAGCUCUGAACUUCUGUGGCUGUGUCACUUUAAAAGUGGUGUCCUAGUUCUGAACAUGAACCUGCUACACUGCUAUGUAUGGGGGGGCAUCACCAAGAAAGAGACGAAUAGCCACACAAUGCUAAAAACUCAAAGGGCUACUAUUGUGGAAGCACUGCGAAAUAUCAACACACACAGAUAUCUGAUCUGAGCAUGCAGUCAUUAUUGAAGUUGAAUUCAGUUAGUAGUUGAGGCUGAGGAUGGUUUUGUUCAACUGUCUUGGAAAACAGCGGUAUAAGAAACAACGUAAAAGAUUUGGAACAAAUAUAUCUAUUCUUGUUUGGAAUAUUGUUGCUUUUGGGAAGUUGUCACUAUGUCCUCAAAUACGUCAUGUACCUGUUAUUCUGUCAUAUGGCAUUUCUUACGAUACAUCAAAAGCUUAGCGCACUCAAUGUCGUGCUCAGCAGCAAAAUACGCCAACAGUAAGCCACUUCAGUUGCAUGUUUGAACAAAUUAAGAUGGGCCAUCUGGCUGGUUCACUAUAAUCCACCAUCAGAAAUCACACAUGAAAAAUAGACGCAAGUUUCAAAGUUCUGCUUGUGUGUCUUGCUUUGUUCAAUGUGUACUUUAUAAAGAAUUUGCUUCUUCAGAUCUUCAGAUAGCAGUAGAUGCUGUGGCUGUUUUGUGUAAUUAUUCUACUUUAAGUGCCUUACAAUGAGAGCUCUGUAAAUAUUGCUGAAUCUUUCUUGUGUCACUCAGAGGCAUGCAAACCAGUAUGGAGUCUUACUCUGUCCUAUGUAUACAAAUAUGUAAAUAUUUGUAAUGAUUCUGUAUGUGUAUCUUUACUGUUGCUUUUUAUUAAAUUUUAUCGUUCAUUACGUA
Dermacentor albipictus is the source of this 4141-nucleotide messenger RNA. Its product is annotated as mpv17-like protein 2. Gene Ontology annotation, cellular component: membrane; cytoplasm; mitochondrion. The record is from RefSeq and is a predicted model, not a curated record. NCBI's taxonomy places the organism in Eukaryota, Metazoa, Arthropoda, Arachnida, Ixodida, Ixodidae. Gene Ontology annotation, biological process: mitochondrial ribosome assembly; cellular response to reactive oxygen species.